Populus nigra (black poplar) is the source of this 1064-nucleotide messenger RNA. RefSeq names its product proteasome subunit beta type-6. The transcript is spliced from 8 exons. Gene Ontology annotation, cellular component: proteasome core complex. Gene Ontology annotation, molecular function: threonine-type endopeptidase activity. NCBI's taxonomy places the organism in Eukaryota, Viridiplantae, Streptophyta, Magnoliopsida, Malpighiales, Salicaceae. Bases 112 to 825 code for a protein of 237 amino acids. The record is from RefSeq and is a predicted model, not a curated record.
CAACAAGUAGCUAACACUUGCUUUUCUCUUAAAGAGCAAAAAAAUCCCCAGUUUUUCUUCAAUUUCUAGGGUUUUUAUUCUUCCUCCUCUUAUUCGAAUUAUCUCAAAUCAAUGGAAUCACACAAAGAAAAUGAGAUCAACGGCCCCCAUUCCAUGGGGACAACCAUCAUAGGCGUCACCUACAACGGCGGUGUCGUCCUCGGUGCCGAUUCUCGCACCAGCACCGGAGUUUAUGUUGCAAAUCGAGCAUCAGAUAAAAUCACUCAGCUUACUGAUAAUGUCUACUUAUGCCGCUCUGGAUCUGCUGCUGAUUCUCAAACUGUGUCUGAUUAUGUGAGAUAUUUUCUGCAUCAACACACAAUACAAUUGGGGCAGCCGGCGACAGUUAAGGUUGCUGCUAAUCUUGUUAGGAUGUUGUCUUACAAUAACAAGAAUUUCUUGCAAACUGGAAUGAUUGUUGGGGGUUGGGAUAAGUACGAAGGAGGUAAAAUUUAUGGAGUACCUCUUGGAGGGACACUUUUGGAGCUGCCUUUUACAAUUGGAGGAUCAGGAUCUUCUUACUUGUAUGGUUUCUUUGAUCAAGCAUGGAAGGAUGGGAUGACUCAAGAAGAAGCUGAGCAAUUAGUGGUGAAAGCAGUUUCUCUUGCUAUUGCUCGUGAUGGUGCGAGUGGUGGUGUUGUUCGGACUGUCACUAUCAACUCAGAAGGCGUGUCAAGAAAGUACUACCCUGAGGACAAGCUCCCACGAUGGCACGAGGAGCUGGAACCACAGAAUUCCCUGUUGGACAUUUUGUCAUCAUCUAGUCCUGAGCCAAUGGUCACUUAAGAGAAUGCUGCAUGAUGUUCGGCAUCGAAUGUCUUGAGAAAAUGAUGCCAGACACGUGUUCUCUUAAGAAAAUGCCUCGUGAUGUCAUGUACUGAGUGCUGUGAGCGAUGUUUUUCUUGUGCAUUGUCAUGCUAAGAAAAGUACUUUCGCCGAUGUAAUGACUAUUUUUCUGAUUUCUCGUAUCUUUGUGUUGAUGAAUCUACCAUUUGCUUUAAUCAAGGAUGACCGUUUCAUAAGAA